UAUACGAGGAUUGGUGGCUGUUGAUGUAUGUAUGCCUUACAUGGUUAUACUAUAUCGAUUUAGUAGUGCAUGUACUAUAGUAGCACUAUUCAAGCGUCGCUUGCUGACGGUUGCUGCUUAUCUGGGCUGGGAGAUCUAUCAUGUGAUAGCAAGCAUCUGGAUGCUUGCGGAUGCUUGCUACGAAGUGGAUGCCAGCCGAUUCCUAGGUCCUGUUUGCUAUGAGGACCAAGACUUUCGGUGUAGCGGUAGAUAGGUGAUGUCGUAACAAGCUAUCCUAAUUCAAAUACUCAACACUUGAUAAUACAGCUGUCAUGCUAAGAGGCACUGGCCCAAGAGACAUCCCAGGCAUCUAGUAUUAACCUUAUCAUUCAGUACGCUUUUUCCCAGAUGUCCCGAUCCCUUCCCAGC
Molecule: messenger RNA, 408 nt
Organism: Aspergillus sclerotioniger CBS 115572
Lineage: Eukaryota; Fungi; Ascomycota; Eurotiomycetes; Eurotiales; Aspergillaceae
Exons: 1
Coding region: 32-253 (73 amino acids)
Source: RefSeq, a predicted model, not a curated record